UUCCAGAAUAUUUUACCACUUUUUAAAAUACCUUACUCAUAUAAUAACAACAAUAAUACGAUAUCAAACAUAACGCCAGAGAGUCUCCCAAACUUUUCACUAUACUUUCCGAACUUGCUUCUAACUAUUACAAGACCACCAUUCACGUAGCAUUAGUUCACUAUAUAAACUUUUUUGGCAUAUUGGCUACUAUAAUAUAAAAAAACUUUUUUCAUUUUUAAAAAAAAAAAAAAAAUUUAAAGGACAAUGAAUAGCCACAUAAGUAGAACAUCAACUUUCUCUGCCCCUGUGGUGCAGAGCAGGCUCGAACACCACCAUCAUCAACAACAAAUGACAGAAGCAAGAAAUCAAUUUCAUCAAAGGUCAAAGUCUUUAAAUAAUAAAGGAAAGCGCGGUUUUUCUUAUAGUCAUCAACAAAAAGUAAAGGAGACUACUAUUUCAUCUUCCUCAUCUUCCGAUUAUUCUCGUAAUACCAACAAAAAUUUUUCGAAUUACAAUAAUUUUGAUUCGUCAUAUCAUAGAGAACAAAAUGUUGGAUUUAGUAAUAAUAAUAUUAAUAAUAAUUUUUUGGUUGAUAAUGGUUCUGUCGGUCAAUUGCAAAGAAAAACGAGUACUUCGAAUAGACCUACAAGAAGACAUCAACAUAGUGAUUCUGUUGAUGAAGAUAAAUUUAGAGUCGUUCCUGUCGUCUCAAUUCUUAAGAGACCUCAAUCUGCUACCGAUUUUGUUAAAUCUUCUAAUACAAAAUCAGUUUCUUCUCUCGAUGUUACUAAAGAGGAACAGAUUGUUAAUAAUUAUCGUUCUAAUAGUUGGGAAAAAUCUUCUCCUCAACAACGUUCUCAAUCAAAGGAACGUCGUCGUUCUGACGUUACUCCUUCAAGGUCUAAGCAUACUCAACGUAAAGAGAUUAAAUCUAUAGGAUACGAAACCGACUUGGUUCUUAACAACCAACAACUUUCAGGUUCAUGUGACGAAUCUGAUGUAAAUAGUAAUAAAUAUGUGAAGUCAGCGUCAUCAUCUCAUAUUAAUAAUACUACUACUACUACUCCACCACAAUCAAACAACGCUUUUAUUUUUCCUCCUCUUAAUUACUCUAAUGCUAUUAUCGCGCUUGAGGAAGGAAUGAAUAGUAAUAAAAAAGAAGACACAUACUCAAAUUCCGAUGAUAAUAUUACUAUUAAGAGCUCUCUUGCCAAUAAGAAUUAUAUCGAAUCUACUCCACGUCGUCUUUCAAGUACUGCCAUUGAAUUACAAAGUCAAGUUUCUCGUUUCGCUUCUGAUUCGGAUUCUGAUUCUCCUCGUAGACCUGGUGGUGCUCCUAAACUUUAUGCAGGUCCUACUUUCCAUAAUUCACCUGCCCCAAGUGAUUUACCAAUGCCAUCAUUCUUUGGUAAAUCAUCUUUACCAAAAGAAUCUAGUCCCUUAUCAGUCAACAACUUGUUCACGGUUCCAGAAAAUAUGUCAAGCGUUCAAUCCAGUCAGGAUAAUUAUUCUUCACCUUCAUCUGGUAGCUCUUCUGAUGAUGAAAUCUUUUCCAUGGAUGAACUUGAACCACCAAAAGGUCCUUAUUAUUAUUCCCAAACGUCUACUUUGAGAAAACAAACAUCUCAAGAGCUUUUACGUAUCUUAUCAGCUACCAAUACUCGUCAACAUCAAACUGCUGCAGCUUACAUGGUUCCUGAACGUAUGGCCACUGCUCAUAAUCCCAUGCAUGUUUAUCCUUCCAAUGAUUUAAAUGAGCUUUCAGAAAAUCUCAGAAGUUUGUUGAAAAUUCACGGGCAGUAAAAAUUAAAAUUAUAUGUGGAGAAAGAAGAGAAAGUGAGAAGUAGUGUCUUCUCGUGUAGAAUGUGUCUAGAUAUUAUUACUAUUCAAGGGAAACAUGAAUUGACCUCUCUGUUUCACCUUUCCUCUUCAAUGCGGCGAUAUUAUUAAAAAAAAAAAAAAACAAAAAAAAAAAAAA
This is a messenger RNA of Rhizophagus irregularis DAOM 181602=DAOM 197198, 1960 nucleotides long. NCBI's taxonomy places the organism in Eukaryota, Fungi, Glomeromycota, Glomeromycetes, Glomerales, Glomeraceae. The record is from RefSeq and is a predicted model, not a curated record.